GGCAGGCGCAAAGGGAUGCUUUGUUCCGGAAUAAAGCAGGAUGCGUGCAGGGCCGAUCCAGAGAGGGGGAAAGACUCAUACUCUCUCCGCACUUCUCUGAGGAAGCAGGAUCCAGGAGCUGCUGCUCUCCUCCUGGGUGAGGUUGGACACCCCUCAGCAAGUAUUGCUGGAUAAACCAAAUGAAUUCGGGCAUAAGGAAAAGUGAACACAAAAAAGAAAAACCCGAGUGAGUCCAGAGGGACAGAGCUCCAGAACUGGAUGUGUCCUCCCAACAUGGCCUCCACCGCCUCCCCUCUGCCACCAACCACCGAGGUCGCCAGUUCUGAGAACAGCAGCUCUUUCUAUGACUAUGAGUACUACCUGGACCAGGUGGCCUUCAUGCUCUGCAGGAAGGACGAGGUGCUGGCCUUUGGCAGGAUCUUCCUGCCAAUCUUCUACAGCCUGAUCUUUGUGCUGGGUUUGGGCGGGAACCUCCUUCUUCUAGUGGUCUUGCUUUGGUAUAUACCUCGCAGGCGGAUGACUGAGGUCUAUCUGCUGAACCUGGCCAUCUCCAACCUCCUAUUUGUGGUGACACUGCCUUUCUGGGGCAUUUCUGUGGCCUGGCAUUGGGUCUUUGGGAGUUUCUUGUGCAAGAUGAUGAGCACCCUCUAUACCAUCAACUUCUACAGUGGCAUCUUCUUCAUUAGCUGCAUGAGCUUGGACAAGUACCUGGAGAUCGUCCACGCUCAGCCCCACCACAGGCUGAGAACCCGGGAGAAAAGCCUGCUCCUGGCUGCCAUGGUAUGGGCUGUGGCCCUGGCUGUCUCCAUCCCUGACAUGGUCUUUGUGCAGACACAUGAAAACCCCACGGGUGUGUGGAACUGCUAUGCAGAUUUUGGGGGUCAUGCGACCAUCUGGAAGCUCUUCCUCCGUUUCCAGCAGAACCUCCUGGGGUUUCUCCUUCCACUCCUUGUCAUGGUCUUUUUCUACUCCCGCAUUGGCUGCGUGUUGGUCAGGCUGAGGCCCCCAGGUCGGGGCCGGGCUCUAAGGAUAGUUGUAGCCCUGGUGGUAGCCUUCUUUGUGCUGUGGUUCCCGUACAACCUCACCUUGUUUCUGCACUCACUGCUGGACCUGCGAGUCUUUGGGGAAUGCAAGGUUAUCAAGCAGCUGGACUAUGCACUGCAGGUGACAGAGAGCAUCGCCUUUCUUCACUGCUGCUUCACCCCCAUUCUCUAUGCUUUCUCCAGCCGCCACUUCCGCCAGUACCUGAAGGCUUUCCUCGUCACUGUGCUCAGGCGGCCCCAGGCACCUGGCCCUGCACCGGCCCCUCUGUCCAGCAGCUCUGAGAGUAGCAGGCUCACUGCCCAAGAAGAAAUGACCGGCAUGCAUGACCUCAGGGAGAGGCAGGCUGAGAGUUCCCCCAACAAGAGUGAUAUGGGGGAAAAUCAAGCCUGAGUGGCCAUACCACGUCCGGUGAGAGUGGAUGGGACCUAGCUCAGUUGGGCAUCCACCCAAAAUCCUCUCUCCAAAGGCCCCAAGGGACCAUGUUGCCACACCCUGUGGUUGGUUCUCAGUGCUCCACCAUCAGCAGCAUCUGCCUACUCUUGCCUCCUUCUUCCACUUUCUUUACUGCCUUCCAGGAAACCAUACUCUCUUGCAUGAAUUGCUAGAGUAGUUUCCCAACUGACCUCUGUGCUUCUUGUCGUCAUGCUCUCCUGUCAUCUAAUCCAUACCCACCAGCCAGAACGAUCACCUCACCCUCAGCCAUCACUUCCAUCUUCCUCAGAGUAGCCCAAGGCUUGCCACCCACCAGUCGGCUCCCUUCCCCGGAGCUCAGCUGGGGAAAUAUUGCUGCAAUAUUGUUUAAUGUCACAGCAUUGAUGGUGGCUCCAAGAGGCUGGCGAGCAGGAGGGGCUGGAAGUGCCCCACGUGGGGAACUUCCCCAGAACGUGAGAGUUGGCAGGUGCGAGGCAGAGUGAACACAUGUUCCCAACAGUCCAGGAGGCUCAUCCUCCCUCUGCUUCCCAUGCCCCCUCCCUGGAGCCUUCGGGGGUCCCUGGGGCCUGCACAAUCAAGUCCAAAGUCUGUCCAGCUUCGAGGCUGGAGCUUUCACAAGGAGAAUCCCAUACAACAGCUUACCCUUAUACGCCUUCAUUACUUUUCAUUUCCUGGACACCAGGCACCCCUUGUUUCUUGCGCGUUCCCACCUCCGUGUUUUUGUGCUUGCCCACUCUCUUGUGUAACAGGGGUCACUUUUCAGCCAGAUGAUCGUUCAUCCUUGUUCUGUCAUGGAAUUCUGCUCGCUCUGGGAAACCACUCCCAUUGUUUACUCUGCCCUGUGCUUUGGGUGGAGUUCAGGUAGAGCACAGGACUUCGGCCAGUUACAGCCUUACUUUUUCCUGGCAUGGUGAUUCAUUUAGGAUGGGCACAGGACCCAGGUAGAGCUUGUGAAAUGUGGCAACUAGAACAUGCUAGAACAGAGGCAUGAGACUGAAGCCAAGAGGAUGUGCAGCGUGGGGGUGCUCCUUCAUCAACUCGAACUUCAGAGGGUGAGGUGAUAGCACUGUGAGUGAGCAGCCCCCGAGGGCAGUGUGGAAGUCCCCGAAUCUAGGCGGAAGCUCAUCCCAGUCGUGGACUUGACGGUUACAUGAACCGAUAUAUUCCUUCACAUGGUGAUGUUCUGUUACUUGCAAUCCAAGGAUUCCUGGCUGAUAUACCCUGCCUGGGUGCUUCCCUCAUCAUGUCUCCAAUAGUUAGCAUCCUCCCUGGCCACUGAAACUUUUCCCCAGGGAGCUCCUGGCACACAGUGACAUCUCUCUUUCCUGAGCUUCUAAAGCACUCACUGCUUUUCCGCACCUACCAAAACCACCUGGUAUAACCUGCCCACAUCCUGCUGUGCUGGUCCUGAAAAACCCAGCACAGAGCCUGGCAGAAGGUAAUGCACGGAAGGAAACUUAUAGGUGGAUAGACUGGAGGACAAGAGAACACAGGGCUGGGUAUAUGCAAGCUCCAGGAGAGCAGGGACUUGCCAUGUAUUAAAUCGAUAUCCCCUGUGCUUAAGUCAGUGCUUAGAAUAUAGCGGAGGCUCAUUAAGCAUUUUUUUUUUUUUAAUGAAUGACUGGAUCAAUAGAGAAUGGAGCAGGUGGUCAAUAUCCUGCCAUUCUUUCUUUGCUUCCCCUGAACUUCGGAUGCUCUAGUCACAGCCCGUGUGUCACGAGAAGGGCUGUCCCUGGAUGUUGCCAGAGUUGACUGUGCUGAUUUUUCAUUCUUUGUUUCCCUCGACUCCAUCUCGCUCAGCUCUUGUGCCUUUAAUUCUCUCUCCUAAGGCCCCAGACUCCCACUGUCACGAAGGACUCUGAGCUCCCAUGGUGCCCUAGGAAAUGAAGCUUUGGCUCUGAAGGUGGUGAUUUGCUUGAGGAUGUGGAGGAUGGGUUCUAUUUUAGAGCUCCUGAAAUCUGCCCAACGAGCAGCCUGACUGUACCAACAGGGUCUAGGGACCCAGAGUCUCUGACUUUGUAUCCAUGAUGCACAGAUGGGAUGGGACAAGCUAUGCCAGCUGAGGGACACCUGGCAGGGUUUGUCCCCAGCACUGGUGCAUUUAUAUGUGUGUGUGUGUGUGUGUGUGUGUGUGUGUGUGUUGCCGUGUGGGCUGUGCAUAGUACAUAUGGCUGUGUAUGUGGGUCCAACGUGAAUAUGUCACUGUGUCCACAUGGGUCUGGGUCUGUGCCCACAGGUUUUCUGUGUGUUCCUAUGUGUCUUUCUUUAGCUGUGUAAGUGUGGGUAUGUGCUCUCUGCAAACAGCAGGUGUAUAAGAAGGGCCCUGAGGCCUGUGCCCAAGGGGGAGGAGAAGGGCUGGCCACAGGUGACCCACUGAUCCCUUUCGCUGUCCUCAUUGCCACUGACUGCAUUGCUGACCAUAUCGAGGCCUCUGACUACAGCACAGAAGGCACCGGUCAGGGAGGGAGUUGGAGGUGGGCUCUCACAGCCCAGGCCAGGACAGAGCCCCCUCCAUCCUGACCUUAUUUCCCUGGAUGUUGGUCCCUCCUGCUGCUCUCCAUCUGCCCAAAGGCCUGGCUCCCUGGCUGCACUGCUCAGACCUUUCCAGGAAAGCUCCCAGGAUUCUCUUGGUCCUCAGAUUCUGAGGCAAGAUGGACUUUCCCCUGGCUGACCCAGGGAGAAGGACAGGCAUGGCUCUACUCUGUGAAGGUUUGAGGGUUUACAGCUGUUACUACCUAUGGAAAAAAGGGAAAACAACAAACUGAAACAAAACAAAAACUUCUUUUCUUUCCCAGGUGCCCGCAAUUUCACCAUUGGCAUGUCAUCCCUGAUCUUGCUUUGCUAUAACUACCGUCAGAGAAUACACAUAGUGGGCUUUUCUUUGAGGGAAAGGAAAUCUGGGGCAGCAGUGAGGACUGGGGGUCGGGACUGUUGUGUCAGAACAGGUAGUGACAAGGUGUAUCCUCGGGGGUCUCAGUCUUCCUACUGCCUCAAGGCCCCUGGUAGGGAAGGAAGGGUAGCCCUUGUAGAGAGUGUGUCCAUGCGAAGCGCGUAGGACUACAGGUGCCAUGGACCCCUCCCUUACCCACAGGUCGGCCUUGGCUUCUGUGUGCACACUCUACUCCUGGGCGCUCACCCCUUCCUGGGAGGCCUGUUGUUAUGGUGGAUAUCGACGACUGUGGGAUGGUAUACUUGUAUUCACCUCAACCUGACCCACUGAGGGUUCCCUUGGUCCCAGGCAUACCCUCAAACGUGAAGUUCCUGGGAAAUCUACAUGGAGUCGCUCUCAGUUGAGACCUCUUGUUCUUGACUCAAUGGACUUGGGCCCUCAGGUCAGGCCCCUGGUCCAGAUUUCUCUGGGUAUGGGGAAAAGGAGGGGAUAUAGCACCUAGGUCUGGGCAGGGCCCAGGAGUGUGUGAAGGCCCUGCAUCUUUGCCCCGAUCCCAAUACCUGCUCCAGCACAAGGCCUGGCUGUGUGGAGAGCCGGGAGAGGCUCGUUGAUAAGCUUCCCAUGGUGGCUCCCAGCCUCUCAGUGCCCUUCGCCCUCUCCUGUGCUCCCUAUGUGACUCUUCUUGUGCUCCUGGCCCCUUGCGGAGCAGGAUGGGAUAAACUGGCUUCUCCAAGCCAGUCAGAGCUCUGUCAGGCUCCAGACAGACAUCAUCAUUUGGGGGCACCUAGACCCAGAGAAAGGCAGACUCUGGCCUAGAGUCACAUAGCUGGUGGGCACAGACUCUUGCCUCCAGCCCCAGCCCCUACCUGAGAUACUCCAACAGCCUAUUAUCCUGGCAAAACUCUGGACAGAACAGCCAGCCUCAAAAACAAAUAGAAGAGGCCAGUCAUAGAUGUGGGAUAGAGGAGUAAGAGAGAAGCCCCACUGGGCAUCCUUGCAGGGGUCUAUGCUGCCUGGCCCCCCUUCUCCAGGGCCCUCUGCCAGCUCCCACGGCCUCUGCCCCUCCUGUUCCGGGCAGCUGGGCUCUGGCAGCAACACACUCUCCCCUCUCCCAGCCCUGGUAAGCGUGCUUGGCAAUGGGAUUGUCUCCCUUUCGCAUGCCAGAAAGCUGAGUGAGGCCAGGGUGGGGAAGGAAAUGAUUUGAGGACAUGAAGUAAAAUGGCUGAGAUGGAGUCAAUUUUCUAUCAUUUAAUCUCCAUUUAGGGAAUUGGGGGUCAGAGAUGGAGCAAUAAGAUACCAAGCCCUAUGAGCUCCAGUCAGAGGGAGGGGCCGGGAGGACGAGAGCAGGACACAGAAAGCGAUGACACAUAACAGAUGUGCUGUGAGGCAAACAGGGCUAGGGGAGCCUCAGGGAUGGCGUCCGUUUUGGGGCAGGGGAUCGAAGGGGGGAGAUCCAGGAAGGUUUCCAGGAGUAGCCAGCACCAGGGGUGGCCGUUAGAGCAAGCCACUCUACUUUACAGACCAUUCCGUUAGACAAAGUUGGCAAUGUUGAAUUGCACUGGACUGAAAAUUUGGGGACCGACUGUGGCAAAAUUUAAAUGUUAGGUGUGUGGAGGGAUGGGGAGCCAGAAAAAUGAGAGAAU
This is a messenger RNA of Zalophus californianus (California sea lion), 6009 nucleotides long. RefSeq names its product atypical chemokine receptor 2 (gene ACKR2). The transcript has 3 exons. Lineage: Eukaryota; Metazoa; Chordata; Mammalia; Carnivora; Otariidae. Gene Ontology annotation, biological process: chemotaxis; immune response; G protein-coupled receptor signaling pathway. Gene Ontology annotation, cellular component: membrane. Bases 259 to 1434 code for a protein of 391 amino acids. Gene Ontology annotation, molecular function: chemokine receptor activity. The record is from RefSeq and is a predicted model, not a curated record.